CAAUCACUGUGUGUGCUCUCAAAGUGCAAAGUUGAAAUGUGUCGUAGACGGGAGGUACUUCCACGACAGAAUAGGGGUAAAUGUGGCUAAGAAUUGAAUGGAUGUCUGUGGUUUUCGCAUUCUCUUCAAGGAAAUUAUGUAAUUUCUCAUUCAAAGACAUUAGUAGAGGGCAAGUAACAGAAUGCAAGCUAAUUGCAUUGCAUUCCCAGAAAAGUGGACAGCGCAUGGAUAAGCUACUUGAUACAUUGUAACAUUCAGGGAAGUAAAUGGACAGCAUGGAAUUUCACAAGUAAGUUUUACUGAUACAUUUUUCGCGUUAUUGUUUAUGGGUUUUUUUUGCUACAGAAUGCACACUAGUUCAAUGAAGGAUAUUUGACAGAAGAUUCCCGAAAGUAGUUUGGCCAAAGCAAUCUUCUCGGCGUAGAAUGCCACGCAGGCAAUAGCCUACUACUACUACUACUACCCAAACUAAAGAAACGAAGUUGAAUGGGGGUUGAUAAGUAGGCUAUGACCCGCGAAUGCAUUAAUAAGAUACUGUGACAUUAUAUCUAGAUUUAGGCCAACUAAAAUGAGGGCGAUAAAGAUAAGGAAAUACUUUAGGGGUAGUGGGAGGGUACUUGCAUUUGUUUUCAUUGCAUCUAUUAUUUGGCUGCUGUUCGACAUGGCAGCGCUUCGCCUGUCAUUAAAUGACGUUAACAGCCAACUUUUAAAAGAAAGCGUAGUGAAGGAAAGGCAGGCUGUCAGACAGCAGGCCACGAAACGUACUAAGUUAGUGCAUAGGGGGUUUAAAAAUCCAGUACAGAGAGUAGACUUGGACCUGGACGAGGCAGGUAAUAAAGAUCCACUCCAGGAUGAAAAUAAAGUCCUUGAAGUGUACAGGAAGCGAGGACCCGCUGUCAAAAAUGACCCACAGUUUAUGGACAAAGUAAACUCGCAUGAGCAACAAGGAGGGAAUGCCCAACCAAAGUUAGAACGUGCUGUCAUCUUUAAGCAUAACCAAAUCGAGCCUGUGCAUCAUGUCACAGUACACUUGAGUGUGCCUUUGAAUACGAAAGUGCCUGUCAAAGAUCCUUUGCCCGUCAAAGAUGUGUCAAAAAAGGCAGUAGACUUGGUGCUGGAGGAUGGGAAAGUAGGACCUACGGAGAGGGAUAAGAUUGUGGCAUUCCCUGCAGCAGUAGGCUCAAACUUUACCAAAGUGCCACCUGGUGUUCAGGAAGGAAAACAUGUUGAAACGCCUGCCUCAAAAAAUACAGGAGAGAACCAAGAGGGAAAUAUAGACCUACUGCAAAAAGGCAAAGAAAAUAUUGACUCCAAGACACAGAAGAAAGUCAAAAACUCACUUGAGCCUGGCAAACAAGAAAGCUUUAUUAAAGACAAAGUUGCAGUGGACUACACAGUUAAACCUGUCAAAAAUGAUGUACUAAAAGGAGAAGAGGUGAUUGUCAACAAAGAGGACAAACAGAUCAAUGAGCUUGAUAAAGGUAACCCUGAAGCCCUAAAGGAGUCCUUACCACCUACAGCAAAGCCAAAACGCCAACAAGGAGUUCCCACAAAUUCCACAGUAGUUCGAAACACAGGCGUCCACAAAGUGCUGGCAUUAGACAUGACCCAAGCGCCUAGAGAUGCCAACGCAAUUGGGCAAUUUGGGCAAGCAGCCAUGGUGCCCAGUGACAAAGAGCAGGAGGUGAGGAACCGUUGGAAUGAGGGCCAUUUCAACGUCUACUUGAGUGACCAGAUCCCUGUGGACAGAGCCAUCCCAGACACCAGACCUCAUACGUGUUCUGAGAGUGUGGUCCAUGAUUACUUGCCCACCACCAGUGUGAUAUUCUGCUUUGUGGACGAGGUGUGGUCCACUUUGCUCCGGUCUGUCCACAGUGUCCUCAACCGGUCUCCACCACACCUUCUCAAAGAGAUCAUCCUGGUGGAUGACUUUAGUGCCAAAGAAUAUCUCAAGGACCAUCUGGAUGUGUACAUGUCCCAGUAUCCCAAAGUACGGAUCGUCCGUCUGAAGGAGAGGCAGGGCUUGAUCCGAGCUAGGCUGGCAGGAGCCGCCAUUGCCAAAGGUGACGUUUUGACCUUUCUUGACUCGCAUAUCGAAUGCAACGUGGGCUGGCUGGAACCUCUGCUGGAGAGAGUGUACAUGGACCGGAGGAAAGUGGCCUGCCCAGUCAUCGAAGUCAUCAGUGACAAGGAUUUGAGCUAUGUGUUGGUUGACAACUUCCAAAGAGGCGUGUUCAAAUGGCCCUUGGUGUUUGGGUGGAGCACGUUAUCAAAGGACACCAUCAAGAAGAAUCACAUGAAGGAUUCAGAUCCCAUCAGAUGUCCUGUCAUGGCAGGAGGCCUUUUCUCCAUCGAUAAGAAGUACUUCUAUGAACUGGGCUCUUAUGAUCCUGGCCUGGAUGUAUGGGGUGGAGAGAACAUGGAGAUCUCUUUUAAGAUUUGGAUGUGCGGAGGUGAGAUCGAGAUCAUCCCGUGUUCUCGAGUGGGCCAUAUUUUCCGAGGCGAGAACCCGUACAAGUUUCCCAAGGACAGGCAGAAGACGGUUGAGCGUAACCUGGCCAGGGUGGCAGAGGUGUGGCUGGAUGAGUACAGGGACCUGUUCUACGGCCAUGGAUACCUCCAUCUGCUGGAUAGGAGUGUCAUCGACAUCGGGAACCUCACAGACCAGAUCGAACUCAGGAAGAAGCUUGAGUGCAAGAGCUUCAAGUGGUACCUGGACAACGUGUACCCAGACAUGGUCGCUCCACUGGUCAAAGCUGAGGGGCUGGUUUUCAAUCGCGGAGUCAGAAAAUGCCUCGCUCUGCAGGAUGGCUCCCUUGCCUUUCAGACAUGUGAUCUCAGCAAGCUGAGUCAACACUUCAAUUACACCUGGAUGAGGCACGUUCGCCAGAAGGAUGUCUGUGUCACUGCUCAUGGCAAAGGGACCAGUCUGGCUCUGCAGCCGUGUGACAACACCAAGCCACAGCUACGAUGGCUCCACAAGGCCACCAACUCUGCUCUGGUGGAGCACCUCAUAGCGGAGCAUAGUCCCCGGCGUCUGUGCCUGGAGGCUGGGGCUCUGGAUGACAGCAUACAGCUGAAGGAGUGCCAGUCUACCAGUCCCUACCAGAAGUGGCAGUUCACACAUUACCACACUGUGUGAUGGGAGUACAGGGCUACAGCACUGUUCCUGCAUUAGAGAUUGACACUAAAGUACUUGACUGUAUGCAUUUGGAUGUGUUCAGUGUAUUUCUGCAAUGGGAUAUGCAUGGUGCUGCUGGUAUGUUGGUGUGAGGGUGGUGUUGGGACGUGCAAUGCUUUUUUACUUCUCCUUUUUAUCAUGAUCAAGCUUCACUUUGAAUUUUUAAUUUUUGCAUGACUGAGGCCCCGGAAUGAUUUGAAAGGACAGCUGUUACACAGUGUAAUUACAGUUUUGUAUUUGAUGGCAUAGUUUACUGGUGUAGGCUAUACAAAUAAAUAAUAGUUGCAUACUCGUA
Messenger RNA from Oncorhynchus mykiss (rainbow trout), 3476 nucleotides. RefSeq names its product polypeptide N-acetylgalactosaminyltransferase 5. Gene Ontology annotation, cellular component: Golgi apparatus. Gene Ontology annotation, molecular function: polypeptide N-acetylgalactosaminyltransferase activity. The record is from RefSeq and is a predicted model, not a curated record. Lineage: Eukaryota; Metazoa; Chordata; Actinopteri; Salmoniformes; Salmonidae. Gene Ontology annotation, biological process: protein O-linked glycosylation.